Molecule: messenger RNA, 2212 nt
Organism: Bombyx mori (domestic silkworm)
Lineage: Eukaryota; Metazoa; Arthropoda; Insecta; Lepidoptera; Bombycidae
Exons: 6
Coding region: 245-1381 (378 amino acids)
Source: RefSeq, a predicted model, not a curated record
CUAAUAAUUGAUCGCAUGUGUCUGAAUCUUGUAACAUAUCCAUAAUGUUGUUAAUAAUUUCUCUUCCGAGUAACAGUGAGUGCGUGUAACAAACAGUGGGAGUCGACUCAGUCGCGCAUUCAAACUCAAUCGAGUCGAAAGUGUACAUUGCUGGGAACCUUAUGUUUUCAAGUGUAUUUAAACGCCUUAUAUAUUUUCUUUUAUUCAUUUCAUAAUUUUUAAUGUGUUAAACUUUAUUUGGAAGAUGCAAUAUCUAGUCCAACUCGUGGUGGCAUUCCUCUUGACGACGCAGGCGAGUAGUGACAACAGCACGCUUUCAGAAGACACGUGCAUCACGGAACACGGACUAUGGGGCAGCCUGCUCGAAGAGUGGGCCGUCUCUGCAACUCCACAACAUACAAGACAAGGCCGCAUAAUGGCGUUGCCCCCUGCCCACGGUUACUACGUAUCUGACCGGAUAGAUCUCAUGCCACCACCACCACCGCCUCCCCGCUUGUACCCCACUACUCAGCAUCUGCCUCACCCCUCGCACUACAAUGAGUGGCAGGCCAGUCCGCCACCGCCACCAGGACCUGGGAAGAUUGUUAAUCGACCACCAAAUCCAUAUAAGGAUAAAUUUAAACCUAGUUAUCCGCCUCCAUCACAGAAUCAGCCAAUCCCAGUUCACACUCCGCAGCAGCCAUACGCUCCUGGAGGAUUAGUCGACCGGGUGGACGAGACCAAACCGAGCAAACCACAGAAGCAAGUUUCGGAAACCGAUCUAUAUUUGCUAACCGCUAUAGAGAAAUUGGUUUAUCGAGUGGACUUAAUGGAGAAACGGUUGCGAAAAAUGGAAGAAAACGUCCAUUUCGUUUUGGCUGGAACUGAUGUGAAGCCGGAGCCCUGCGCCAGUAACUUUACUCGCGUCGGAAGCGGCUGCUAUUACUUCUCGACGGACGCGAUCAACUGGAAGAAUGCCAACUACGCGUGUCGGAAACUGAAAGGCAACUUGUUGGAGCUCGACGCGGACGACGAGAAGCGGCACUUGUUCGCCAACUUGCUCUCCGACAACAGACUGAAGGGUGCAGAUUAUUGGACGGGAGGUCUGAAUCCAGGUCUUCUAUGGAUCUGGUCCCACUCCGCCAAGCCGGUGUCAUCCAACAAUACAAACACAAGCAGCUCGCACAGCAUCGCGGGCGAGGGUCGGUGCUUGGCGCUGGUGCAUGACCCGGCUCUCCACUCCUACCUGUACCGCGGACAGGACUGCGCUCUGAGACACAGAUAUGUUUGCGAAAAGGAAGAAGAUAAUGACAAGUUGGGGAAUGAAAUAGAAAGGGUCGCCAAGAAAUUGAGAGAAGUUAAGAGGAAAUCUAGAAUUUUGAUUAGUGGAGAAGACCCGUGAUGCAACUGAUGCUACUUGCAUCGCGUCCCAGCCGUGCACUUGUUCACUUACAUAAUUAAUAGUGACUAUUUGUGCAGCCGAGCAGAACUUCACGCUCGCACGCACAAACCAACACACACUGCACAUUUAUUUAAGCUUGUAUAAGUUAGUUCAUUAAAUGUUAGUUCCAGCUUAUCUCGCAAGCGAAACUUCAAGCAAAUGCGUACAUUAGUCAUUGUCAACACAUGUAGAUAGAUAUACCUAUUGCUUCUAGUUACAUUGUAAGUGAUCGUAGUAUAUGGUAGAAGUGGGUGGGUGGAAGUCGUCUCCGUGACUGAAGGAGGAUCGCUCAAAGCAAACGGAGUCGAUGCAUAGAGCAAUAUUUUUUCUAAAAUUAGGAUUAAAUUAAAACACCAAAUCGUUUAUGCUAACUUAUUUAUAUCUUUGAAUAUUUACAAAAUUACAGGGUAUAUAUAAGUCACAACAAAAAUAAAUUAUUACUAAAUACAAAACACAGAAAAUGAGUAACUAAACUGCAGAAGUAUCGUAUAAAGUAAGUAAUCGAAACACAAGUGGCGGACCUGUCCGGCUCCACCGAGCGCCCCGCACUGUUAGCGACUACGCGGACCGCGACGGCGGACGGCGCGGCGUGGCUCGGCGGGGCGGGGCGGGGCGGGGCGGGGCGGGGCGGGACGGGCAGAUAGAGGACUGAUUUUUUUUUUAAUUGCAAUAGUAGGCAAAAGCCUUAAAAACAUAAGUUUUUAUACAUUAAUAGUUAUAAAUAGACUUAUUGUUAUAUAUCAGUCGCAGAUUAUUUGUACUUUAACAAUAAAUAGUUUUUUUUUUAUUAUA